Molecule: messenger RNA, 519 nt
Organism: Brugia malayi
Lineage: Eukaryota; Metazoa; Nematoda; Chromadorea; Rhabditida; Onchocercidae
Exons: 5
Coding region: 1-519 (172 amino acids)
Source: RefSeq, a predicted model, not a curated record
AUGAAAUCUGUUUUGCUAUUUUUGGCUUUCAGUAUUACUACCUUACUCAAUGUUCUCAAAGGUGAAUAUUGUGAGGAUUCGAAUAACAAUUGCCGCGAUUGGAUUGUGUCAUAUGCUUCGCUAUGUCAAACUACUGAUUACAUCAUCAAAACAUGUCCCAAAUCAUGCGGUUUUUGCGUAAAAAAGCUAGAACGAAAAUUCGAUAUUUCCCAUGUUCCUUCUCAUUUACAACCUAUCGCAUGGUUAAUUGGCAUUUGGCGAUCUGAACAUGGCGGAAAAGCGAUUUUCCCAACAAUACCUACGUUUACAUAUGGCGAACAAAUCGAAAUAUCAAUUUCUGACGAUCAUAUGACCGGAUUGAAAGCGCUCAAAUAUACAGCCUUUGCAUGGGGACUAUCGGGUCAUGAGGAAUUGCACAGCGAAUACGGUUAUAUUGCAGUGGAGCCUGAAACAAGGACUGCUUCACUUACUACUGUAAUGAAUAAUGACGAUACGAGAAUGGACAUUGCUGGACAAUAA